Candidozyma auris is the source of this 786-nucleotide messenger RNA. RefSeq lists its product as uncharacterized. The coding region runs from base 1 to 786 and encodes 261 amino acids. The record is from RefSeq and is a predicted model, not a curated record. Gene Ontology annotation, molecular function: histone acetyltransferase activity. NCBI's taxonomy places the organism in Eukaryota, Fungi, Ascomycota, Pichiomycetes, Serinales, Metschnikowiaceae. Gene Ontology annotation, cellular component: SAS acetyltransferase complex. The transcript has a single exon.
AUGGCAGAGAAGGAGAAGCGCCGUUUGAGGCUGCAAGAAAACUCUAGAGCCACAAGCAAACUUUUUGACUUCGAUUACGUCAACGGGCUUCUAUUCAAAAAUGAGCCUCUUUAUAUUGACAGAGCCAAAUUCACGAACAGAAAACACCAGCCAUACCGUUAUUAUAAGGAUUUGUGCCGACUUCCCGAGAAAUUGGCUAUACUGAAGCCAACAAAAGUAACGAAAAAAGAGGUUGUGCUUCCGAGACGCCAGCGUACUAAACGUGACCCAUUGAGCGAUGACGUUUACCUACCUUUUCAUCGUAAAAUGAAGCGUGAUGAGAAAACCAUGACUGGAUCCGACAAAAAUCGUAUCGCUAACGAGGUAGACAACUUUAAAAUGCAAUUGAUGCUUUUGCAGCAGAAUACCUGGGCUCGCCAUUUGCCUAAGAUCACCUACAUUAACGAUAAGUCUAAUCCGGCUGAACUCCAGUGGAAGAGAUCGGCAACCUUUGCGGAACUUCAGCGGCUCGUACAGAAGUACGAGAAUUGGGAUCAGCGGAAUGAGCAGUGCAUGGCAGAUAUAAAGGAGUUCGAGAGCCGAAAAGACUCCAACAAGGCUGAUAGUGAGCCAGUAGAGGAGGAUGACAGCGAUGAGGCGAUCAUGGCGAACCAAUAUCUUCAGCAAGAGCGGGAGGAAGAAAGGCUCAGCAAAUUCGGGCCCUCUCUGCGUCUAGUUUUGCAUAACGGGUACGAUCUUGUAUUUGGACCGUUCAUACAUCCAAGGAUUGAGCCACUGGUGAGCUAA